UUUGCCACGUCGGUCUGUGAGCGCUGAGAGAGGCUGGAGCUAAGCCGCCCUCGCUGUUACCCACAGCAGCUGCAGAGUCGCUCACCUUCUCUGCUUCAUGUUGACCUGUUCAGGACCGUGCUGGACAGUAUUCCUCUGCCGUUUCUCGCCUUCACACCCAAGCGAAGAGCAGAGCUGCUGCGGCUCUGUGUGGAACCUCCUCGGAGCGCCUCUGCAUUCCCAGAAACCAGAAACAAAUGUUCGCUCUCGACUCCGCUUUUCUCUUUACCCCGCUUGACUGAUGUCUCUAACUGAUGUCGGCUGGGCUGUGCUGGGUGAGGCCGUGAGGACGUGGUUACUGGGAGCUGCUGGGGUUGUGGUGGUGGUUGACGUGGGAGCUGGACAUGCCCGGGGGCCGCAGGGGUCCGAGUAGACAGCAGCUCAGCCGCUCGGCGCUGCCUUCCCUGCAGACUCUAGUAGGGGGUGGCCUCAGCAACGGCACAGGACCCAGGAGCAGGAGCAGUAACUCAGUGGGCCUGUCAGCCCCACCCCUCACAACCCUGAUCACGCCGGAGCCUGUGCGUCACUCCCGUAUCCCGGAGCUUCCUCUGGACAGCACCCUGUUGUUUGAGUUCUUGCUCUUCCUCUACCUGCUGGUGGCGCUCUUUGUGCAGUACAUUAAUAUCUACAGGACUGUAUGGUGGUAUCCUCACAGCCACCCUGCUGCCUCUACCUCGCUGAACUUCUAUCUGAUGGACUACCACCUGGCUAUCUUCAUCACUGUGAUGCUGGCCAGAAGACUAGUGUGGACCAUCGUUUCAGAGGCCUCUCAGACAAGCCCCUCGUCAUUGGUGCAGUACAUGCUUCUGAUUGUGGCCCGGCUGAGCCUGCUGACCCUUUGUGGUUGGGUUUUGUGCUGGACCCUCGUCAACCUCUUCAAGACUCACUCAGUGCUUAACCUGCUCUUCCUGGGCUACCCGUUCGGUGUAUAUGUGCCGCUGUGCUGCUUCCACCAGGAGGGACGAACACAGCCUGCGAAGACUGAUUGUGGCUUCUCGGAGCAGGAUGGGACAGAUAGCUCUCUGCUUCGACCAAAGGACUUCCUGGCACUUCUGCGCGAGAACCUAAGAGAGCAGUUCUCCAGCCCUACCCACGUACCUGCCCACACCUGCCCCCCUUCACCUGAGCUUAUACGCAGUGAGGUGGAGGAGCUAAAGAGUGACUUUAACCGCCGAAUUAAAGAAGUGCUCUUCAACUCACUCUUCAGCGCCUAUUAUGUAGCUUUCCUGCCACUUUGUUUCGUCCAGAAUACACAGUACUACGACAUGCGCUGGUCCUGCGAGCACUUGAUCAUGGUGUGGAUCAAUGCGUUUGUCAUGCUGAUGAGCCAGCUCCUGCCGCCCAGCUACUGUGACCUGCUGCACCGUUCAGCUGCCCAUCUAGGUCGCUGGCAACGGCUCGAGCAUGGCUCAUACAGCAACGCACCACAGCAUGUGUGGUCUGAGAGCACCAUCUGGCCUCAGGGGGUUCUGGUGCGACACAGCCGCUGUCUCUACAAGGCUGUGGGGCCGUAUAAUGUGGCCUUGCCUUCUGAUGUCUCCCAUGCCAGGUUUUAUUUUCUGUUCCAUAAGCCAUUGCGGAUCCUGAACCUGCUAAUCGGGAUCGAGUCGAGCGUGGUGCUGUACCAGCUGUAUUCUCUGCUGCGCUCCGAGCGCUGGAACCACACGCUGUCGCUGGGCCUCAUCCUCUUCUGCAACUACUACGUGCUCUUUAAGCUGCUGCGGGAUCGUAUUGUGCUGGGCAAAGCCUACUCCUUCCCCCUCAGUGGCAACAGCCUGGGCCUAAAGUCGCAGUGAAGCCCCAGUCAGGAGCUUUGGAGGACCGGAGCGUGCCAGAAAAAGGGGUUAAAGGAAUGACUGUGAACUCCAGCUGUUUAUUUUGAUACGGUUCUAUUUUCAUGCAAUGUUUAUCUAUUUAAGAAAAUAUUUUAUUUUGUAUACUGUUACACGAAUGAACACGGGGCAUUACGUUUUUGCGACGUGAUGUCAUUUCCUCCCUAAUGCGAAAUAAAAAAGGAAAAAACAGUCGCAGAUGGGGAGGAGCGUCGAGGCCUUGUAGCACGCGUCUCACACGACGUCCAAAUUUCCGCCAAAGAUGCUCUUAAAAAGGCAGCCAGUCGAGAAGUCGACCAAUUAAGACGGAGGAAUGAGGAGCGGAUGGAAUCCAGCCCAUUGCCUGUGUAGUGAUUGCUGUAUCAUUUGUUUUCAUUACAUUACUGUAUUCUAUGAUUAUUAUUAUCUGUUUAUAGCCUGAUAUCGGUGCAUUUUAUCAGACUUCAGUUUUUUUUCCAGAAACGUCCUCUUUCAGGUCAGUCGCUGUAGCCUUUUUUUUUUUUUUUUUUUUUUUUUUGGAGCUUAAGCUGAAGCGACUUUGUUUCCUGUUUAUUCAUGCCUAUCUCUGUGCCAAAUCCCAGGAUGCUAUGGGAGCCUUUCUUGGUAAUAAUGUUCAGCGUUCUUGGUGGGUGUGGCCACACAAAUGCUGGGUGGGGCCCAAGGUCUGUCCAGCUUGCAGUAUUUUGACAGAAUGCAAGUUAUUUCAAAAUGCCAUGGCAUUCAGAAUAAACAAAAAUGGUUCAACUUC
This is a messenger RNA of Pygocentrus nattereri (red-bellied piranha), 2619 nucleotides long. It is a transcript of the gene tmem39a, whose product is annotated as transmembrane protein 39A. The record is from RefSeq and is a predicted model, not a curated record. The transcript has 9 exons. Lineage: Eukaryota; Metazoa; Chordata; Actinopteri; Characiformes; Serrasalmidae. Gene Ontology annotation, cellular component: endoplasmic reticulum membrane. Bases 384 to 1835 code for a protein of 483 amino acids. Gene Ontology annotation, biological process: negative regulation of autophagosome maturation; negative regulation of autophagosome assembly.